GUUAGAUUUUAGUUGUUGGCCUAUCCAUCCAUUCUUUAUCAAGAUACCUACUUCCAAACUCUUCCAAACUACCAUUACAGACAGGGCAACCAAUUCCACUGGGGAAAGAUGAACUGAUAUAGAGGAGGAUUGAAACCUCAGUUCCCACCACAACAGUCCCUCCCUUUGAUAUCUCAGCCUACUACUUCUGAAACACCAAUUUGAUUUCCAUCCCAAAAUACUAAUGGAACAGUGUCCAAGAUAUCCAAUGGCAAAUACAGUGAGGAUUAUGAGAAGAUCCAUCUAUACUUUCCUUCAGAAGUAUCAAUUUUUCACCACAACUGCUGCACUUCUUGCCUUUCCUUUUGCAGCACUUGUUCUCCUCUCGGAAGCUUCAAUUCCCUCCUCUUCUCUUCUUCAGGUAAUCCAGAAACGCUUGCAAUCCCUCUUCAAUGCUGCAGGGUUCCCGCGAUCCUCAGAAUUCUUUUUCAUCCUUAACCUUAAGCUUUCUCAGACUAUUGCCACAUCUUUUGUUGUUGUUCCUUUCACCUUGACCUUCCUUCUCUUUGCUAAGGCAUUCAUAAUUCAAUUCUUCUGCAACCAUAAACCGACUGCAGAACCCAAGUUUGCCUCUUUUCUAUCACUAUAUAGUCCUCUUUUUCUUACACAAAUCUGCAACAUGCUAGUUAUCAUCUCUGCAAAUGCAACCUGCUUCUGUCUCCUAUUCUUUGCAUUUAAUUGUCUUGAUGGAUUAGGCCUUUUGAACCCAAAAAUGCUCCUCCUCUUUUCAGCUACAGGCGCUGUUCUUUACUCCAUCAUUCUUGCCAAUACCCUCAUUAUCUGCAAUUUAGGACUGAUAUUGUCAGGAAUAGAAAACACUGGUGGAUAUAUUGCAAUUCUCAAGGCAUGUGUGCUGAUCAGGGGAAGAUCUGCCACAGCAUUAUCCUUGGCUCUGCCCAUCAACAUGGCCCUAGCUGCAAUUGAAGCUUUGUUUCAGUAUCGAGUAGUUAGAGCUUAUCAUCAUGCUGAAUCUCCCGUAUCUUCUAUUGUUUUCGAGGGAAUGUUCAUCGCCUACCUGUACUCAGUUCUCCUUGUCCUGGAUACAGUUGUUGGUUGUGUGCUCUACAGAAGCUGUAAAGCCUCAAUUCAAAUAGAUCAAGAGAAUGGAUAUUCUCAUAGUUACCUGAUUGAAUUUGAAGAUGAGGAUGUCAAUUAUUUUGCAAAAUCGAAGGCGUUAGAUGAUCUUGCUUAGUACUUCUCUUCCUGGCAAGAAACAGGAUUCUUUGCUGCUAUUCAUUUACACACAUGGAUUCGGUAACAAAGAAAAGUAUGUGCAGAAUUAUUUACUGUUCAUAGAGCAAAUUCUAGUUAAUUAGCAUUAUCUGGUACAGAGAUUUACAUGUUUCUGGAUCUGACGAGUGAAGGAUUGAAGAUACAUUGGAGGCAACAAAGCCAAGUCAUUCUCUAUUUAUUGAUUCUCCUCUUCUUCUUUUUUUUUUUUUUUUUUUUUUUCCAUUUUUCUUUCUACGGCUCUGGAAAUACUUGAGGCAAGAAUGCUGUUAGUUUAUAGUUUUCUUUUUCUUUUUUUUUUCUCCUGAUCAGCUGUUAAUUUAAGGUUGAUCUUGUGAUGAAUUCUCAAGAAGUGGAAAAAUCAAAACACUUCAA
Molecule: messenger RNA, 1644 nt
Organism: Coffea eugenioides
Lineage: Eukaryota; Viridiplantae; Streptophyta; Magnoliopsida; Gentianales; Rubiaceae
Exons: 1
Coding region: 224-1231 (335 amino acids)
Source: RefSeq, a predicted model, not a curated record